AACACUUGACUGUAAUCUUGAGAUGAGAAAACUUUCAGUUCUCUUAAUUCAGAAACUUAUUCAACAUCCUAACAACCUUACAGCGAACCGCCAGAGGACAAGACAAACAAGCGGCUAGCCGACUUAUCUUUUAUACAUCGAACGGGUAUUUUAUACGGUCGUGGCGGCUGUAAAAAGUUUUCAGUGAUUCCCUUGCUUCCGGAGGUUCAGAUUAAAAAGUUUAUUGGAUGAGUCCAGUGCGCGGGCGGCCGGACGCGGACCGCGCCGUGCCGGGGGUCGUCAUCACCGACAUGGACACCGUCCAGGAAGAAAACGACAACGACAGCGACGAGUCUUCCUACUCCGACAUUGAGCGUCUCCGGGAGCGAACUCGCGCAAUGCUGUCCCCGGGCGGGGAGGCGCUGCAGUCGCACAGCCAGCCCAGCAGCCGCCGCAUGUCCAGCGACAUCGACGCCAAGGUUGCUGCUAAUCUUAAUACCAGACGUCCCUCGGCGAUCAUAGCCGCGUUCCGUCGUCCGUCGCAGGCGCUGGCUCUGUGCGCGGCAACCCAGCGCAAGUUCCUGUCCGAGCUGUCUCCACACUCGCGCGCCUCCAUGGUGUCCAAUGACCACCUCGACCAUCCGCCGACGGCUGCCGAGAUCAUGGGACACGAGGCGCUGAGCAAGGCGCUGUCGGUGCUGUACGCCAAGCUGCUGGUGGUGCUGGGGCUCGCCUUCCCCGUCACCGAGGUCAUCGCCAGCGGGGUGCCCGACUCCUACUAUCAGGGUUUCUAUUUAUACCUCUAUUCAGUAUCAGUCAUAUUUAUUAUAUUUCAAUAUGUUAAUCUUAUAAGAAAGAAGACUGUCGACUCAAUUUUAAGUGAUUACGAUGUUGAAGAGAAGCUGGAAAGUAGGAGAGAUAAAAAUGCCUCAGCAUCGGAACAAAAACCAAAUCAGAAAAAAGGAGAAGCCAUAUCCCGGUACGGGAGUUUUUACCUACGACUGGGCGCUAUUGCAUUCGGAAUCGGCUCAAUGGUGUACAGCGGGCUAGAGUUCGGGGAAUACUUCGAGAUGAACGACCGCUGCCGCUCCGUCCUCUCCGCACUGACGCCGGCGGUGCGCAUGGCGCUGACGUUGCUGCAGAUGCAGUUCAUGUUCCUCACUAACAAGGACAUCGAGGCCGGCAGCCACAAGAUCGUCCAGAGGUUCGGCUUCAUGCACAUGAUCGCCGCCAACCUCUGCGAGUGGCUUUACGUCCUCGUCGAGGAGACCAAGCAUGAGAUACAUCAUCUAGAGCACCGGAUGGAGGUAGCUCAUGUCAAUGUCACUCAUGUGAAUGGGACUGAUGAGAUGAUCCCGUGCCGCCGCUCGAAUAUCAUGGGUGCGUUGCUACAGAACGCUUCGCCGUUCCUCUUCCCGUGUACCAUAGAGUAUUCGCUGAUUGUAGCCGUGAUUUUGUAUGAAAUGUGGAAAGAGGUGCACUGCACUCCAGAAGAUUUUGAAAAGAAGGCGCCGGUGCCAAACAGAAAUAAGUCCCGGAACAACUCUGUUACACCUGAAAAGAUACUGCAGCAAUUUGCCGGCAUGCUCGGGGUAGGCUCUCCGUACGGGAGCCGCGCAGCCCUGCACCACUUCUCCGUGGACUGCUCCCACACCCACCGCGGCCUACUGGCCGGAGUCCUGCUUAUAGUGGCCACCAUCAUCUCGCUCAUCAUGUUCUUUGUGCUGGCUAGCAACCCUGAAACUGUUAAUGACGCAAUCUUCCAAGUGAAUAUAUGUGAGCUCAUUUUGUACUCACUGAGCCUCGCCGCCGCGGCCGUGGCGCUGAAGCAAAUGAGAGCUUUGCCCUACAAACGGAAAAAUGGAGCGGUUCUGUGCCUGGAUACAUCUCUGCUGAUUCUGGCUCAGUCGGGAAUGUUCGUCUACUGCAUGUUCAGCCUCAUCGGUUGUCACCACACGGUGAAUAGCAGACACAGCUCCGGACUGACAGGCUUCUUCUCGGAGUUCAUGUCCCUUAUACAGACAAUAGUCCAGUCCUUGUUCAUAAUCGACGGGUGGUGGCGGCGCAGCGUGACGUCAGAGCAGCGGCGCAGCAAGCCGGGCCGCCAGCUCGUCACCUUCAUGCUCGUCGCCAACAUGGCCAUGUGGGCCAUCAACACGCUUGAGAAGAAUCGCGCAGAGUUCCGCCCGGCGCACCUGGCGUUCUACGGGCCGUGGGCGUGGACCAUCAUCACGCACGUGUCCAUGCCGCUGGCCAUCUUCUACCGCUUCCACUCCACCAUCUGCCUCUUCGAGAUCUGGAAGAACGCCUUUAUGAACAAACCCUUGUACCUCAAUGUGUAGCUAGGUGAUCGUGUUUAUAUCUUGUAUUAUAUACG
Molecule: messenger RNA, 2356 nt
Organism: Plutella xylostella (diamondback moth)
Lineage: Eukaryota; Metazoa; Arthropoda; Insecta; Lepidoptera; Plutellidae
Source: RefSeq, a predicted model, not a curated record